This is a messenger RNA of Pieris macdunnoughi, 1020 nucleotides long. The record is from the annotation of a GenBank genome assembly. NCBI's taxonomy places the organism in Eukaryota, Metazoa, Arthropoda, Insecta, Lepidoptera, Pieridae.
AUGACCCCGCCAGCUUCAGAUGACGUGGAACCACCGCAGAUAGUGGUCUUGGACGGCGGAUUCUCGACUCAGCUCUCUUGUCACGUUGGUCACGUUAUUGACGGCGAUCCUCUAUGGAGUGCCCGAUUCCUUCACACACAUCCUAACGAAGUUGUCAAUGCACAUCUUGAUUUUCUACGCGCUGGGGCACACUUGAUAAUAACAAACACAUACCAAGCGUCUGUCGACGGAUUCGUGGAGCAUCUGGGAGUCACAGCUGAGGAAGGAUAUGAUCUCAUAAAGCGAGCUGCAGAACUGGCGAAAAAGGCACGUGAUCUAUAUAUGGAGGAAUAUGAAGAAUAUAUACAAACAGAUCACGCACCCAUAGUUGUGGGUUCUGUGGGGCCGUAUGGGGCACACCUUCACGACGGAUCUGAGUAUGAUGGCAGCUACGCCGACACCACUACAGUACAGUCAAUGCGCGAAUGGCACUUACCGCGGAUUCGUGCACUCGUGGAAGCUGGAGUGGAACUGCUGGCAUUGGAAACCAUCCCUUGUCAGGAAGAGGCAGAAAUGCUGUGUGAACUGUUACGAGAAUUCCCUGGUAUGAAAGCUUGGCUUUCAUUUAGUUGUAAGGACGACCAGAGCAUCGCCCACGGUGAAAGUUUUCAAAAGGUAGCGAAAAAGUGUUGGAACCUUAAUCCCGAACAGCUUGUAGCGGUCGGCGUUAAUUGCUGUACUCCGUCGUACGUUGGAAAAUUACUCAAGGGAAUCAAUGACGACCGGCCGGACGAUCCCAUACCAUUAAUUGUUUAUCCUAACUCAGGCGAAAAGUACAACCCACAGAUUGGGUGGAUUGACAGGGAUAAAUGCGAGCCUGUAGAAGUGUAUAUACAGGAAUGGCUGGAUAUGGGUGUGCGGUACGUAGGUGGCUGUUGCCGCACCUAUGCUGCAGAUGUUUCCAGAAUACGGAACCAGGUGCACUGCUGGCGGGAUCGCUGGCGUUUCCAGCACAAAUAUUCAAAGACUCAAAACUCUUAA